This is a messenger RNA of Lottia gigantea (owl limpet), 956 nucleotides long. RefSeq lists its product as hypothetical. Lineage: Eukaryota; Metazoa; Mollusca; Gastropoda; Lottiidae. The transcript has 3 exons. The coding region runs from base 114 to 338 and encodes 74 amino acids. The record is from RefSeq and is a predicted model, not a curated record.
AAAAUAAGAAAAGUUUUUUUUUUGCAAAUCAAAAUGAACUGAUACUUUAGGACAAUAACUUGUUUUCUCAUUUCCCAGCACGUAAACCACUAUCUCUGAAAUAGGUCGUGAAAAUGACAAACGCUUAUUCCUUUGAUGGUCUGCUAGUGUUCAGUGUAUUGGUUAUUUGUACUUGUGCCUAUAUGAGCCGUAUACCAAGAUUAAAACAAUGGUUUUUAUCAGAGAAAAAAGGUUUUUUGGGUAUAUUUUAUAAAGCAUCUGUGAUAGGAACCAGAUUACAUAUUCCUGUGGCAUUGACUUGUAUUUUAAUGGCAUUUUAUGUCUUAUUAAUAGACUGAUCUGAAUGACUUCUUUCAAAUACGAACCUUUCAUCAAGUGUCAAGACAUAUGAGCACCCAACAGGUUAUUCAAAAUUCAUUGUUUAUCGUUACUUAUCUUGAAGGCAAUAUAAAAGUAUCUAUUCAUGGAUAUAACAUUAUCAUAUUCCUAGAAGUAAAAGAACAAGUGUAUGGUGUAUAAAAUCCAGCUGCUUGGUGAUUUACACAAUCAGGUAUGCAAGUCUAUGAUGACAGCAGCAAGCAUUGGUUUAGAAGAAGUGCCAUUUCUUUCUUAUACUUACAGACCAAUGUAACUUUCAUCAUCAUCAUCUGUUCAACACAUUCAAAAAUAGCACAUAUUUCUGCCAUGUUUCAUUGUGGAACAAUUGUAUGAACUAAUUGAACAAUUUUAUUUUCAAAUGUAAUUGAUAUUUGUUCAUCUUAAUAUCAUUUAAUAUAUAUGUUUCUAUUCAUACAUGGAUCAUGGCAUGGGUGCAUAGAUAUGUGCUUUAACAUAUUAUACAAUUGGUAUGGGUGUUAAAAUGGGGUUUAUUUUCUAAACAAACUUGUGGUUUUCUUCUGUGAUGUAAAUAAAUAUUGUAAAUAUUGUGGUAAUAAAUCAUAUUUCUAUUCUGUAAA